AAAGGCUGAACCUUACAACCUUUCAUAUAAUUUUGCUCGUAAAACUCCAAUUAAGUGGUGGCUUAGUAUAAACAUUGAUGAUGAUCAGGAUCAGCUUUUACAAUUAGCACUGCGUUUAUUUUCUAUUGUUCCUUCACAGUCUUCUUGCGAAAGAAAUUUUUCAGCACUUAAAUGGUUUUAUG
Messenger RNA from Racocetra fulgida, 182 nucleotides. The record is from the annotation of a GenBank genome assembly. Lineage: Eukaryota; Fungi; Glomeromycota; Glomeromycetes; Diversisporales; Gigasporaceae.